AUGGUCUAUGAUUGGGCCGGUAAGCGGGACAUCUGCUACCGCAUGUACAUCCAGGACAAAAAGGCUCUGGAAGAGAUCAUGGAGUACAUGCGAACCGCUUAUCAGUUCGCUCCAAGCAAACGCGCCUUCCAAACCCAAUUCAAACGGUGGGGAUUCCCCUCGAAGCAAAACCCAGCGCAUAAAAAUGUCCAGCUCGUCGCUCGCGUCAAGGUGCUAUGGGAACAUAACACCAAUCAACGCGAUAUGCUCCGGAUCCUCAACGAGGAAGGAUUCGAAAUUAAAGAGCGGGAGCUGAUGCGCGUGCGCGCGAAGAAUCGCUGGUUACUUCGUGUUCCUAAUGGGAUGAAGUCGCAAUUGCAGUCGCAGUCGCAGUCGCAAUCGAACACGAUGGCCCAAGAUGCGAAUGGAAAUGCGAAUGCGAAUGCGCAGGCGCAGCAACAGGCUGACGAGGAUGAAGGUCUUCUCGCUCUGCAACAGGAGGUGUACAAACAAGAUGCCGAUUUCGAAGGUGCCAGUGCUGCUCCUGGUAUGUCUGGGAAUAUGCCGUCCCAAUCAGGAACGCCGAUGAUGGAAGACCCCUCGCCGCGAAUUUCAGCAGAAGUCGCGGCUAAACGUAAAGAACGCCUCGACCAGCUGAAGUCGGAAAGUGCAGAGCGAUGGGCGUCGAGGAAACGACGGCGUCGAACGAGAGGGUGGGCGGGCAUGCCGGCUGAUCCACCGGGUCCGCCUAGAUUUCCGUCCGAGACCACGAUUGACGAAAGCAAGCAGUACCUCAACCUGGAUAACACCAUGUACCGCCAAACGCGGGAUCAUUUCCAGCGCAUUUGUGAAGAGGCGGGGUUUGUUAAAAAGACGGCUGCUGGCCCGGAAAGAUGGCAAGCAGCUAAGGACAGGUUGAUUCAGGAAUCACCGCAUCUGCAGCAGGUUUUCAAUGCCGAGCCUAAUCAGCGUGAUGCGAAGGCUUUGGCUUUGGAUGUUGUUUGCACCGACGUGACGAAGCGCAUGAGGACGCUUGAGCGGCGGAUGACGAUUGCCGAGGCUAAGAAUGCUUUGGGCAUUAAUCCGGAGGAAAGUCGGCAGAUACGAAAUGCCUUUUAUGAUGCACUGCGCGCGGAUCAUUUCACCAGCAAGCUUGAAGCUGGCGAUGAUCACUGGCAGGAUUUGAAAACGCAGUGGAUUCGGAGUUCGGCGCUCCUUCAACGGAUCCUUGAGCCUGGGCAAGCUGAUCCGGGCCAUAUUUUGAAACUCAAGGCCAUGGAGGUUCUUUGUCGAGAUGUGAUGAAACGACUGCGUGAUGAUCAGACUAAGCGCGAUCCAGCGCGGAAAAGAUCUACACCGCGCAGCACCCAGAAUCAGAAUCAGAAUCAGAAUUCGCCAUCAUCAAAUGCUGUUACUUCCCACUUGGGCAGCAUGAUUGAGAACGGCAUCAGUAAUGGGAUAAGUACACUCGCUUCACAAGCCCUCGCCAGCGCACCGAUAACAGGCCAUGACAUUGGCGAUAUGCAAAUUGACCCUUCUCUACUGCAAGCCGCAAACGACACAUCAUUCACGAAUACACAGCAUACACAUGAUGCUGUUGGGGGAGGAUUCGAAUACAUGGAUCCGAUCAUCAACGCAAAUCUCCUGAACACGCACAUUUCGUUUGAAAUAAGCCCGCAGAGUCAUUUACAGGGCCCUCCGCCGAAAAAUUGGAUAGAGAAAUUGAGCACCAGGUCGAUGGAGGAGCUGAGGCAGCUUAUCUCGGCUAAAUACCCCUACGCCAUUGUCAGUAAGAUCGAGGGUAUAGAUCAAGAUGAACAUGGGACUGAACAUUACUUUCCUAUUGAGGAGGAUCCUGAGUUGGAUUCUUAUCUUGCCCAUGUUGCUAGUCAUGGUAGGAAGGCUUCGUUUAAUCUGACGCUGGGACAGAUCUGA
This is a messenger RNA of Penicillium manginii, 1914 nucleotides long. Its product is annotated as Clr5 domain-containing protein. The transcript has 2 exons. The coding region runs from base 1 to 1914 and encodes 637 amino acids. The record is from RefSeq and is a predicted model, not a curated record. Lineage: Eukaryota; Fungi; Ascomycota; Eurotiomycetes; Eurotiales; Aspergillaceae.